Austrofundulus limnaeus is the source of this 1768-nucleotide messenger RNA. It is a transcript of the gene vrk3, whose product is annotated as VRK serine/threonine kinase 3. NCBI's taxonomy places the organism in Eukaryota, Metazoa, Chordata, Actinopteri, Cyprinodontiformes, Rivulidae. The transcript is spliced from 16 exons. The coding region runs from base 120 to 1655 and encodes 511 amino acids. The record is from RefSeq and is a predicted model, not a curated record. Gene Ontology annotation, biological process: protein phosphorylation. Gene Ontology annotation, molecular function: ATP binding; protein kinase activity.
CAGCACUUCUGCCACUCAGGUCGUCUUGUUCGAUUUUAAUCCGAUGAAGAAGAACCAGAAGCAGAAGAAGAAGAAGAACUACUGAACCAAAACAGAUCGCAGAAGUUUUUAUUGUCAGCAUGCCCUUCAGUUUUUGCCCCCAGUGUGGGACGAAGCUUCAGCCUGAUUUUAAAUUCUGUCCUUCAUGCGGGGAGAAACUUCCCUGCAUUGCUGAUGAAACUGGACUUUCCUCACCUGCGUCUUUGAAGCACGAAGCAACAACAUCUGUGGUUAAAACAAGUCCAGAGACUACAAAACAUACAGAAUCUGUAAUUUCAUGCUUAGUUUCACCUCGUCCCGCUCUGAAAAAGACCCGUAACUCUCUGCGCCUGGAAAAGGAAGUAAAAUUCAACAUCCAGGAUGCUUCUAUACAAACAUUGUUAUCCACUCAUCCUGCUGGAAAUGUCACAACUGAAGAAACUGUUCAUGGAUUUGCUUCAAAGCUGCACACACCUGUUGUGAAAGGUGAUUUAGAGGUGAAGCCCCCUGUCGUAAAAUCCCUUCGAUCUGUCAGAGGGAAGGGGAAAGUCCUGAGUCCUGCUAAGGAAGAGACUCCAUCAGGAGGGAUAACAGAAGGUUUAGCAGGAGACGGGUCCACUUCCUCACCGAACUCCAAGUCUCCUUCAAAAGCAGCAGGAAGAAGCAAAGCGAAGAAGGUGAAGCACACGUUCACAGUGGAGCCGCUGCAGGACGGGGAGGAGGUGACGGACACGAUGGGGAGGAAGUGGAAACUGAUGAAGCUGCUCAGUCGGAGCACGACGGAGCUCCUCUACGAAGUUUCACGACCCAGUUUAAAAGAAUCGGAUCACAUCCUCAAACUGGGAGCUAAAGAUGGACGGAUCUUCAACGAGCAGAACUUCCUACAGAGAGCCGCUAAACCCGCAACUGUGGACAAGUGGAUCAAACAGAACAAGAUGGACUUUCUGGGGAUCCCCACCUGUGUUGGAUUUGGUCUCCAUGCAGAUUCCUACAGGUUUCUGAUUUUCCCUAACAUGGGUCGCUCCCUGCUCUCUGUGAUCGAUGAGGAAAACAAGCUUUUGUCAGAGAAAGACGUCCUGCAGCUCACCUGUAGAAUCCUGGACGUGCUGCAGUUUAUGCAUUCAAACGAGUAUGUUCAUGCUGACAUUAACGCAGAGAAUAUCUACAUCAAAACUGGACCAAAAUCACAGGUGUACCUGGGAGGAUACUGCCACGCCUUCAGGUUCUGCCCCGGAGGUCAGCACGUUGAGUACCGUGAAGGCAGCAGAACGGCACACGAAGGCACCGUGGAGUUCAUCAGCCUGGACGCUCACAAGGGAGCAGCUCCGUCUCGUCGCAGCGACCUGCAGUCUCUGGGAUACUGCAUGCUGCACUGGCACACGGGGACGCUGCCGUGGUCCGAGCUCGCUCAGCCCGACCAGGUGGCCGCUCAGAAACAGAGGUACAUGGAAGACGUUAAAGCCCUGAUGAGCCACUGCUUUGGGAGACAAAAGGUUUCAAGUGCAUUUCAAGACUACCUGUCAGCAGUCAUGUCUCUGCAGUAUUCUGAGCAGCCAGACUACUCAGGACUGAAGACAGGACUCUGUGCUGCUUUACAGAAGCUGGGGGGGUCCAUGGAGCAGCCGCUCAGUCUUUAGAAUCGAGCCAUAAGACAGCAGAUGGAUUUAAGGAUAAACAUUUUACUAUAGUUUUAUUCUGACAUGCUUUAUGAUUUUUUUUUUUUGCACUAAAGGCUGUGAAUGAAAUAUUU